AUGAGGUUCUUCUCGCUGUUCCUGUCACUGGCCGCGCUGCUGUGCUGCGUCGCGGCCCAAAGCGAUGCCCUUGCGGCCGUGGCUGCAUUGCCGACCUGUGCGCAAUCAUGCCUAGUCACGGCGGUCCUAAACUCGCCAUGCCAGGCCACCAACCAGACGUGUAUCUGCACCAACGCUCCUUUGCAGGCCGAAGUUGAAGUUUGUGUAUUGGCCAACUGCACGCUCCGCAACGCACUCACAACCAAGAACCUCACCCAGACAACAUGCGGCGUGCCGGCUCGAGACCGCUCCACGCAGUACAACAUCAUCUCCAUCACGAUGGGCUCCCUCUCCGGCGUCUUCGUCAUCAUCCGCCUGGUCCACAAGAUCUUCGCGACAAUGGGAGACCUCGGCGUCGACGACUACUUCAUCCUCAUCACGCUCGGCUCAGGAAUCCCUGGCACCGUCAUCAACUCGGUGGGCUUCGUAGGAAAUGGACUCGGCAGGGACAUCUGGACGGUUCCAUUCGAUAGGAUCACUGAUUUCGGGUACUGGUUCUUCGUCAUGGAGCCCAUGUACUUCGCCCAAGUGACGCUGCUGAAGAUGUCGCUCCUCUUCUUCUACAUGCGCAUCUUCUCCCACAAUAAGAUGUGCAAGAAGCUCAUCUGGGGAACCGUCGCGUUCAACGCCGUCUUCGGCCUCACCUUCAUCUUCGUCGCCGUCUUCCAAUGCACGCCGAUCAGCUUCUACUGGACCAAAUGGGAUGGAGAAACCCCGGGGACGUGCUUGGAUAUCAACGCCAUUGCGUGGGCCAACGCCGGCAUCUCGAUCGUGCUGGAUUUCUGGAUGCUCGCGCUCCCCCUCUCCCAGAUCAAGAGUCUCAACCUGCACUGGAAGAAGAAGAUCGGAGUUGCCAUGAUGUUCUUCGUCGGUACCUUCGUCACCGUCGUCAGCAUCCUACGCCUGCAGUCCCUCGUCGCCUUCGCCAAGUCUCAGAACCCGACAUGGGACCAGUUCGAGGUCGCGACCUGGUCCACCGUCGAGAUCAACACAGGCAUCAUCUGCGCCUGCAUGCCCUCGGUCCGCAUCAUCCUCGUCGGCUUCUUCCCCAAGCUGCUCGGCACCACGCGGCGCGGCACCUCGGCCGCCGCAAAGUACUACAUCCAGUCGAGCGGCAACCACGGCGGCACCACCGGACGCAGCAGAGCCCGCACCUUUGGCAACGAGGCCAAGAUCAAGACAGUCGACCGCGAGUCCGGGCUCUCCAGCCCCAACGGCAUCAUGUACACCAAGGAGUACACCGUCGACUACCACGACGAAACUAGCCUAGUGCACAUGCGGGAGCUAGAGGCGUCGAGUUCGAAGACGGGGAGGAGCGGGUCGCCGUUCUGA
Colletotrichum gloeosporioides is the source of this 1371-nucleotide messenger RNA. RefSeq lists its product as uncharacterized. NCBI's taxonomy places the organism in Eukaryota, Fungi, Ascomycota, Sordariomycetes, Glomerellales, Glomerellaceae. The transcript has 4 exons. The record is from RefSeq and is a predicted model, not a curated record. Bases 1 to 1371 code for a protein of 456 amino acids.